AUGACCUGCUUUACGGCAAAAGGAACAAACGGGCUUGUGACGUGGAGUAGGUCCAUAUCCUGCUGCUCACCCGCGCCGUGGAGGAGAUGGAGUGAGUGGGGGCAGAGGGGAUGGGUGGGGAGAGGGUUGGGGAGAGGGGUGGGGGGAGGGAGUGAGUUGGGGGGAAGGCAGCAGUUGGCGGUUGCAGCAUCGCUCACCCGCGCCGUCGAGGAGAUGGAGAGAGUGGGGGGAGGGGUGGGGGCAUGGAGCGAGUGGGGAAAAGUGGAGGUGGCGCAGGCACUGCAGGAGAACGCUUUCAACCCCAACAGCCAACAUUCUCCCACUAUCCUCCCCCACCAUCCACCCCAUCAAUGCAGGGAGGCGGAGCAGGCGCUACAGGAGAGCCCUUGGUGGGCCCCAUGCCGCCCGCCCUCGCUGCAGAGGCGCUUUCAACCCCAGCAGCCAACACCGUACCCAAUAUCCUCCCCGUCUCCCCAUCGUCCCCCCAUCGUCCCCCCAUCAUCCCCCCAUCGUCCCCCCAUCGCCCCCCCAUCCACUGCCCCCCAUCCUCCUCCCCAUUGUCCCUGCAUCCACCCCCCAUCGUCCUCCCCAUUGUCCUUGCAUCCUCCCCCAUUGUCCUCCCCAUUGUCCCUGCAUCCUCCCCCCAUGGUCUCCCGCCCCUCCCCCAAUCACUGCAGAGAGGCGGAGCAGGCACUACAGGAGAGCCCCAUUUGUGGGCCCCAUGCCGCCUGCCCUCGCUGCAGAGGCGCUUCAUUCCCCUUCAACAUUAUAUUGAUCACCCCAAUCCCUCACCAUCCACCCUAUCACUGCAGGGAGGCGGAGCAGGCGCUACAAGAAAGCCCCUUUGUGGGCCCCAUGCCCCCCGCCCUGGCUGCUGAGGCCGAGCAGGCGCUACAAGAGAGCCCUUUCGUGGGCCCCAUGCCACCCGUCCUUGCUGCAGAGGCUGCCAACGCCACCCAGGCGGAGAAAUACGAGGAGGAAGCCCCGCCUGAGCACGGAUCCAACAUGGGGGUGACUGUUGUUGCUGCUGCUGCUGUUGUUGCUGCUGCUGCUGCUGCUGCUGCUGUGGUGGAUUGCAUGCAUGCCUCCCCUCCUCCUCUGACCCUCAUGCCCGUUUGUCCCCUUUCCCAGGGGAAGCGGGUUCUGGACCCCGAGCUGACCGCGUGUGCCGUCGUGGGGGUCACUGCUGGCUGCUUCUACUGCGCGUUGCGUUCCUGCCUGCCCUCCAUCAUAUUAGCCCUCCUUCUCUCCCCUCAGGUGGAGCGCAUCUUGGACCCGGAGCUUACUGCUUACGCCAUUGUGGGGGUGGAGCGCAUCCUGGACCCGGAGUUGACCGCGUACGCCAUCGUGGUGGUGACUGCUGCUGCCGCUCCAUGCACUGCUGGUGUGCACUCCAUCACUUCAAUCGUGUCCUCCCCUCCUACUACUCUCGUGCCCCCUUCCCCCCCUCCCCCCUCUCAGGUGGAGCGCAUUCUGGACCCGGAGCUCACGGCGUACGCCAUUAUGGGGGUCACGGCUGCUGCUGGCGACGGCGAGAUCAAGAAGCGCUACUGGAAAGCAUCGCUGCUGGUGCAUCCGGACAAGUGCAGCCACCCGCACGCGCAGGAGGCGUUUCUGAGGCUCAACGAUGUAGUGAAUCGACUCAAGGACCCCGCCAAGGCGUGUGUGUUCCUGAGGCUCAACGAUGCAGGGAAUCGACUCAAGGACCCCAGUAAGGGUGCUUCCGCGGCUCAACAAUGCAGUGAAUCGACUCAAGGACCCCUCCAGGGCGCGCUGCUCUUGAACACCCCGCCCGACCCUUGA
Closterium sp. Naga37s-1 is the source of this 1803-nucleotide messenger RNA. The record is from the annotation of a GenBank genome assembly. Lineage: Eukaryota; Viridiplantae; Streptophyta; Zygnematophyceae; Desmidiales; Closteriaceae.